GAUGCGUGCCAGGUUUAGAUUAUGUUAAAGUAUGGAUUGGUUGACAUGGUUAAGCGAAUGAACUAUAUACAUGAUAUAUGAAUCUGCGAAACUGCGCUGACUUUUGGGCGCACGACACGUUCAAGAAUCCUGUCUAGAGUCGUUGUGAAGUAUUUAACGUUAUGUUGCAGGGUAACAUGGACCGUCCCGAAGUUACAUUUACUUUGGCGUAUAUUGUUUUUGUUUUUUGCUUUGUCUUCACACCAACUGAAUUUAUAUCAGCGGGAGUUACAGUGCAAAAUCUGUUUUCAGGAUGGCUAGGAAGUGAAGAUCUAGGUUUUGUUCAGUAUCACAUAAAGAGAACAACCGUAACUCUUCUCGUUCAUUCCAUAUUGCCACUGGGUUAUUAUUUCGGGAUGUGUAUUGCAGCUCCAGAUAAGAACCUAUGGUACGUCCAUUCGGCGAACGACAUCUGGCAGCUGUACUUUACCAUAUCAGUCGCCCUUCCCCUAUUCAGCUUGGUGCUCGUCCUUCACUGGUCACGGAACAAAUGGGGAAAUCAUCCUAUUUCCAAGAGCAUAGGCGCACACGCACUUCCACAAUCAAGCUGGAGGGCAGUGUCGUCUUCUAUCAACACAGAGUUUCGUCGUAUUGACAAGUUCGCCACGGGUGCCCCAGGUGCCCGGGUUAUCGUCACAGACACUUGGGUCAUGAAGGUUACAACCUACUACUUGCAUGUGGCACAGCAGCAGGAUAUCCACCUGACCGUUAUAGACUCAAAGCAGCAUGAGCUGUCGCCGGACUCUAACGCUCCAGUGCAGAUUCUGACCAUCACUGUGGCCAGCAUUAAUCCCAGUGUAAAGCCUUUUGACAUAAGAUUGAAUUCUACAGAGUAUGGGGAGUUGCGUGAAAAACUGCAUGCUCCGAUCAGAAACGCAGCCAAUGUCGUCAUCCACCAGACCCUGAGUGACCUGUUCCUGGAGACGUUUAAAUCCCAUGUGGAAGUGAACCAGAUCUACUCACUCCCCAGUGGACUGGAGCUGGAGCCCUGCAUUGGCUGCAUGCAGGUUUGCGCCAACACCAAGCUGCUGCGGCUGUGCCAGGAUGACGGCCAGUACGAGGGUGAAUGCCAGCAGUGUUACUGCCGUCCCAUGUGGUGCCUCACCUGCCUAGGCAAGUGGUUUGCCAGCCGACAGGACCAGCAGCACCCUGAGACCUGGCUGGCCAGCAGGGUGCCCUGCCCUACGUGCCGGGCCAAAUUCUGCAUUCUAGAUGUGUGUCUGGUGCAGUGACCCUUUAGUGUGCCUUUUCCCAUUGACUGAGAUGUGUACUUUGAAAAGGUUGAGUAUGUGAAAAUAUUCCUCAGGAAAGAUUUUCAUUGGACGUAGCAAACAUACCAAUAAUAAGACUUUGCACAAAAAUGUAUAGUUUAUUCUUGGUAAACCAUAUACACUAUGGGUUUUAUUCAUGUAAUAGCCACUAGGUGCUCUUAAAGGUUUUUUUCACCAGCCAGUAAUGGUGACAAGGGACAUUUUGACACUCUUACCAUGAUAGUGUUGCUUAUGGCAUUACUGUAAGGAUGGUUAUACAUACGGGAUUUUGAUGAUCUCUGGCUGUCACUCUUUAUCAGGUGGUUUCACUGUAGAGAUUCCAUCUAGCCAUGACAUGAUCUUUUUAUUACUCCUUCAUAUUUGUGUUAUGCUCCAUUAUGAUUUCAUUGCUAAGGGAACUGCGCUAAUUAAAAUUUAACUGGCUUACUUGGUGAUUAAAAAGUAGAUUUAAAAUAUUUUUAUUUGGGGUAGUUUGAUUUCUUCGGGGGGGGGGGGGGAUCUCUCAAAUGAACCAAAAAUUACAGUAUUUUAUGGCUUCAGAGGUGAUUUCUGAAAGACACAAAUUUCAGUGAAAAGGCAGAAAAUGAAAAAUGAGAAAGCGGAAAUGUUUCUUCAGUUCUAUUAAUCUCUAAUUAUCAGUUGUAAAUGCAAUCAUAAAUAAACAACCUGUGUGGCAAGGCUGUGUUUUAUUCCUUUAAAAUUCAGCAGUGAAAGAAGGUAUCUGGGAGAUUUAUGACGACAAUUUAAUUUUAAAACCUAAUAAAAGAUUUUGCCCAAAAUGUUUCAGAAUUAUGAAAUAAUUACUUGUGUGAAAAGCCAGCGUGCUCCCAUAUGUUUUUAGAUCAUAGUGCCAAGUAGUUAUUUUUGGUAAAAAAUUAACUGUACAAAAAUUAAAUGCAAAAAAACGUUUUUUAAUGUUACUGGCACUGAUUUGAGCAAGCAUCAGAGUAUUGCCUUAUACAUUCCACCAACUAUAAUUUUACUUAUACAACUUAAGCAUAGGAUGCUUUGUAGUAGGGGGCUUUGCAGUAAUGUGUUUAUGAAGGCAGAUAUGAUCUGGAAGUCAUUAUUUACUACACACUAUUGCUGCAGUUCAGUUUAUUGAAAGCUCAUUAUAAUUUAGUACUUCGAGGAUAUUGUGAUCUCAUUGUGCUAUAUUGCAAACAGUUACAUAAAAAGCAGUGACAGAAUUAUUUAACUGAUCAAAUUAAAGACUGAGGUGAAUCAGUAGAUGCCCAAUUGGUGAAAUUGUGGUCAUUAAAACUAACCAUCAGGUAGAUAAUGAAGAUUUCAAAGACAAAGUGAAUGAUAGGCCUAACCUGUAUUGUGUUAAGUUUAAGAAAAAUUUGUGAAAAAAUGUAAAGGUGUUAAACAAUUUAAUUUGAAUCCUGUUGGUUGCAGUGAUCUUUAUAUGCUUGGAAUCAUUACUUCAGGCCUUCUUGGCUCUCUGGAUUCUGUGGCCUCCCUGUCUCUACCAUAAGAUCUCUGCAGCUCAUCCAGAAUUCUGCUGCUUGACUGAUGUACAACCUCCCCAGACUCAGCCGUGUCACUCCCCUUGUCAUCUCUGUCCUCUGGCUACCUCUAUUGGCUUGUAACAAAUUCAAAACCUUGGUGCUAGCCUAUCAGGAAGCUAACUGGACAACCCCAUUAUAUCUUUAAAAAGCCCUACACACCUACCUACCAGACCUUUCCAUUCUGCUACCUCUGUGAAUCUGGCAUCCCUGCCCCCCGUGUGCCAAAAAUAUUUUGUGACUCAACCAUUUCAGAAAAUAACACAUUAGUGAAUCUGCCAUAUUGAAGAUCCUAGGUUGCAAAUAUGUAACAUUUAUUCUUCCUGACUAGGGCUCCCAGAGGUCACAAUAGCCUCUUUGUCAAGCCCCUUCUCAGACAAUUAUCCCAUUUGCACCACCUCUAUAAUCAUAAAUUCCUGAUACCAGCUGUUCUGUAUUUUGCUGCUAAUAAUGUUUUUUAAUCGGACUAAUGAAAGAUUAAUUCCUCAUGUUUACCCUGUACUUGCUGGAACAGUGGUAAAUACACCUGGAAGAAGAUAUAUAUUUCUCCUAUGCACAAUGAUGUAGAUUGUUUGGAAGAAAAAGGAAAAUUCAAGUGCUGCAGUUGGAGAUCAACAAAACUUGGUUUUAUCUUGGGGACCCAAGUCUCCAAAUCUACCAUCAGAUGAUACUUCCAUGUCAACAAGAUUUAUGUAAUGGGUUGUCAGAAAAAAGCCUCUAUUGAGGACAAGCAACAAAAAUAAGCAUCUAGAGCUUACUUCCUUAAAAAAUGAAGGGGGUCUGACAGAAAAUUUGUGGGAACCUCUGGGCAAAUGUACAUUUGCAUUUGGGCAACAACAAAAAAAAGCUUCUUGUUA
Messenger RNA from Anguilla anguilla (European eel), 3678 nucleotides. It is a transcript of the gene tmem129, whose product is annotated as transmembrane protein 129, E3 ubiquitin protein ligase. The coding region runs from base 162 to 1271 and encodes 369 amino acids. The transcript has 4 exons. Gene Ontology annotation, cellular component: membrane; endoplasmic reticulum. The record is from RefSeq and is a predicted model, not a curated record. Gene Ontology annotation, molecular function: ubiquitin protein ligase activity. Gene Ontology annotation, biological process: protein ubiquitination. Lineage: Eukaryota; Metazoa; Chordata; Actinopteri; Anguilliformes; Anguillidae.